Messenger RNA from Purpureocillium lilacinum, 1023 nucleotides. Its product is annotated as transcription initiation protein spt3. Gene Ontology annotation, cellular component: SAGA complex. NCBI's taxonomy places the organism in Eukaryota, Fungi, Ascomycota, Sordariomycetes, Hypocreales, Ophiocordycipitaceae. Gene Ontology annotation, biological process: transcription by RNA polymerase II. Gene Ontology annotation, molecular function: transcription coregulator activity; protein heterodimerization activity. The record is from RefSeq and is a predicted model, not a curated record.
AUGGACACGAACGAGCAGGAAGCCCGCCCGCCUAUGUUGAUGCCCCACCCGUCGGCCAGGUCGCAGAAGAACCCGCGUGAGCUCAUGAUUAACACGGUGCGACAGAUGAUGUACGUUUCGGGCGAGACCGCCGAGCCCUCUGUUGAGACUACCAGUAUCAUCGAGGACAUUGUGCGGCAGCAAGUCAUCGAGUUGCUUCGCAACUGCACCGAGCUGGCCUCGCGCCGCGGCUCCAAGUCCAUCAGCACAAACGACCUCAUCUUCCAGAUCCGGCACGACCAGGCCAAGGUGUCGCGACUGCGCACCUUCCUCUCGUGGAAGGACGUGCGCAAGAACGUCAAGGACUCGGAUGACAAGGGCGCCGACGCGGACCUGGCCGCGGGCGACGACCCAGUGGGCGGUGUCGUCGCCGGCUCGGGUCCCGUCGACGAGGCGGCCAAGAAGAACAAGAAGGCCAAAGUCGGCCUGCCCUGGGAGCCCGCCUCCUUCUUCCCCGUCGAGGUCCCCGAGCGCGACGACGAAGAGGACGAGGAGGAAGACGAGAUGAACUACAUGACCCUCCAGCGCCUCCGUAAGGCGGACGAGCGCACCAAGCUCAUGACACGAGAGGAGUACGUCACCUGGUCCGAGUACCGCCAGGCGUCCUUCACCUGGCGCAAGGGCAAGCGCUUCCGCGAGUGGGCCGGCUUCGGCGUCGUCACCGACAGCAAGCCCUCGGACGACAUCGUCGACAUCCUCGGCUUCCUCACCUUCGAGAUGGUGGCGACCCUCACCGAGGUCGCCCUCAAGGCCAAGGAGCAGGAGGACCUGGCCCGCGCCCAGUCGGGCGCCGACAGCGUCGCCGGCGCCAAGAAGCGCAAGCACCAGCACGGCCUCUUCGACCCCCCCAGCGAGGGCAAGACGCCCAUCGAGCCGCGCCACGUCCAGGAGGCGUUUCGCCGCUUCCAGCAGCGCCCCAAGAAGUCGCGCGCCAUGCUCAACGGCACGCGCCUCAUCCAGCACACGCCUCUCAACAUCAUCUAG